This is a messenger RNA of Oncorhynchus kisutch (coho salmon), 7573 nucleotides long. Its product is annotated as dystrophin-related protein 2. Gene Ontology annotation, biological process: synaptic signaling. Gene Ontology annotation, cellular component: plasma membrane. Gene Ontology annotation, molecular function: protein binding; zinc ion binding. Lineage: Eukaryota; Metazoa; Chordata; Actinopteri; Salmoniformes; Salmonidae. The record is from RefSeq and is a predicted model, not a curated record.
UGUGUCCCCACCACACCCUCAUCACCAGUCAUCACAGCAUUCUCUCCAUUCUCUGCAGCCAGUAGACAGGACAAAUGUCACUCUGGGAAUAGUGAGGAACCCCUCUUAAAAUCACUAGAACUUCAGUGUGAGAGGAACACUAUCGUAGCACUGCUGUAGCUCCUGGAGGGAUUCUCUCUGUUGGGAUUCUAAUAUAUCAAGCUGCGGGGCGACCAGGGUGGCCGGGAUGCCACUGUGUGCCCUGCCAGUCCACGGUGGAUGCUGAGGGGCAGGAGGACGGAGUGGUGGGGACGAAGUGUAGCAGGCUGGGAGGGCACCACACAUCUGGAGACAUGAAUCUCUGCUGGAACGAGAUCAAACGCAAGUCCCACAACAUCCGGGUGCGGCUAGAGGCGUUCUCCGACAACAGUGGGAAGUUGCAGCUCUCCCUGCAGGAGAUCAUAGACUGGCUGACGGCCAAGGACGAGGAGCUGUCGGAACAGCUGCCCAUAGGGGGCGAUGUGGGGGCCGUCCAACAACAAAGGGAGUUCCACCAGGUCUUCAUGGAGGAUGUCAAGUCUCGGGGGCCCUUCAUCUACUCGGUGCUGGAGUCUGCCCAGGCGUUCCUGACACAGCACCCCUUCCAGGAGCCCGAGGAGACGCUGCACGACGGAAAAGAAGUGUCUCCGAGGAAACGGAUCCUGAACGUGAGUCGAUCGGUUUGGAAGCAGGCCAAUGUAACCAGUGACCUGUGGGAGAAGCUGACUGCCCGCUGCGUGGACCGACACAGGCACAUGGAGCGGACCCUGGAACGACUGCUGCAGACGCAAGCAGCCAUGGAGGAGCUGGCGAUGGCCCUGGAGCAAGCUGAGGGCGUCCGGGAUGCAUGGGAGCCUGUAGGGGACCUCUUCAUCGACUCCCUGCAGGACCACAUUGACGCCACCAAGUUGUUUAAGGAGGAGCUGACGCAGGUGAAAGAGGGCAUGAAGCACAUCAAUGACCUGGUUCAUGAGCUGGCCAUCUCUGAUGUCCAUUUGUCCAUGGAAAACUCCCGCUCCCUGGAGCACCUCAACAGCCGCUGGAAACUACUGCAGGCCUCCAUUGAAGAGCGUCUGAAGCAGCUGCAAGAUGCUCACAGAGACUUUGGCCCUGGAUCCCAGCACUUCCUGUCCAGUUCAGUGCAGAUACCCUGGGAACGUGCCGUCUCGCCAAACAAAGUGCCCUACUACAUCAACCAUCAGGCCCAGACGACGUGCUGGGACCAUCCAAAAAUGACGGAGCUGUACCAGGUGCUGGCGGAUCUGAACAACAUCAAGUUCUCAGCGUACCGGACAGCCAUGAAGCUGCGGCGGGUGCAGAAGGCUCUGAGAUGUACGUAUUUCCGCUUGUGAGUAGUGGUGGAUGUGUUCAGGGAGCAGGAUCUGCAGCAUGGGGAACAUGUGAUGGAUGUGGUGGAGAUGAUCCAUGCCCUGACUGGCCUGGAUGAGAGACUGGAGGAGGAGAGGAGGGCCAUCGUGGUCAACAUCCCUCUCUGUGUGGACAUGUGUCUCAACUGGCUGCUCAACGUCUACGACAGUGGUCGCAAUGGGAAGAUGCGCGUCCUCUCCUUCAAGACGGGACUGGUGAGCCUGUGCAAUGCGGAUGUUCAGGAGAAGUAUAAAUACCUGUUCAGGCAGGUGUCUGGUCCAGGGGGUCUGACAGACCAGCGUUACCUCACUAUGCUGCUCUAUGAAGCCAUCCAGAUCCCGCGACAGCUGGGAGAGGUGGCCGCCUUCGGGGGGAGCAAUGUGGAGCCCAGUGUACGCAGCUGCUUCCGUAUGGCCCCAGGGAAGCCAGCCAUCGAGGUAUCUCAUUUCCUGGAGUGGAUGAGCCUGGAGCCCCAGUCUGUAGUGUGGCUGGCUGUUCUACAGCGUGUGGCAGUGGCCGAGUCCGCCAAGCACCAGGCCAAGUGUUACAUCUGUAAACAGUGCCCCAUCAAGGGAUUCAGGUACCGCAGUCUGAAACAAUUCAACGUGGACAUCUGCCAGACGUGCUUCCUCACGGGACGCACCACCAAGGGAAAGAAGCAGCUCCAAUAUCCCAUCAUGGAGUACUACACCCCAACCACCUCAGGAGAGAAGAUGCGGGACUUUGCCAAGACGCUGAAGAACAAGUUCCGGUCGAAGCAGUACUUCAGUAAGCACCCUCAGAGGGGCUACCUGCCUGUCCAGUCGGUGCUGGAGGCCGAGAGCUCUGACACGCCGUGCUCCUCUCCCAAGCUACCCCAUGCAGACACACACAGCAGAAUCGAGCACUUCGCUAGCAGGUUGGCGGAAAUGGAGAACCAGAAUUGUUCCUUCUUCACAGAUAGCCUGUCGCCUGAUGAGAGUCUGGAUGAAGAUCAGUACCUCCUGCGUCACUCCAGCCCCGGUACCCUGGACCAGGACUCCCCCAGCGGACAGCAGAUGCUGCUGGCCCACCUGGACUGUCAGGACAAGGACGAGCUGCAGAGAACGCUGGCCCGCCUGGAGAACGAGAACCGGGUGCUGCAGGGGGAGUGGCGGCGGCUGAAGUGGAGGCAUGAGGAGGCGGCGGCGGCGCCCCAGCUGACGGAGGGAGGUGAGGGUGUUCCGGGAUCUCCCACGGAGGGCCAGCAGGACGAGGAGCUCCUGGCCGAGGCAAGGGUCCUCCGGCAGCACAAGACUCGCCUGGAGACACGCAUGCAGAUCCUGGAGGACCACAACAAACAGCUGGAGUCCCAGCUGCACAGGCUACGAGAGUUACUGCUGCAGCCCAAAGACGAUUCGGAGGCCAACGGGUCGGAACCUUCGUCCUUGUCAUCUCCGGUGUCAGGGGGAGGCCGUCAGGGGGACGGACCCAGUAGAGAGACCACAGACACAGAGGCAGCAGGAGAUGGAGAUGAGGAUCAUGACACAGUGCAGCAACUGCAGGAGGUCAUAGAGCAGCUGAGAAACGUCUUCCCUUCAGAACCUGGAACCACGUCACUCAUCUAACCCAGGGCGACGCUUGGAGUGCAGAGUGAUGCCUGGUGGGAUGCCUGAUGGCCCGUGCCCCAUAUAGCUGCCGUCAGAGGGACAGAGAGUGCACCAAGUCCUUGACCCAUACAGCAGCUCACCCAGAGCUGACCCCUCUCCCUCCCCCUGGACCUCUGUGCACUAACCACCCCUGUGGGAGCCAAAGGCUAACAGCUAAUGCUAACGUCCAGGCCGGGCCAAGCACUAUGCUAACAAGCUAUGGCUAAUGUUAUGCUAUGGCUAAUGUUAUGCUAUGGCUAAGCGGUGCAGCCAGACACUGUGUUAACCAGCUAAGAAGGCUAAGGAAGCUAAUGGCUAACGUUAGUAGCCCAGCCAGGCAGAAACCGUUUUAGCUAGCUAAUCCACUACUGGCUAACGCUAGCAUCCCAGCCAUGACACUGUGCUAACCAGCGUCCGCGUAGUCGUCCGAAUGUGUGACGCUUUAUAUUCAUACAGCACAAGGACCUUCCACAUAAAGGACUUUUACACAAUGCAAAAAUGCGUGAGGAUUUCCAUCAUGUUUGUUCUAUCCAGUAACUGCGUGCGUUCGUGUUUUUCCUGUUUUCUAAUGCGUUUCAAAUGUCUCUUUUCUUCUUUUUUUUCGAGGCGUUCAUGCGCACCACCGUUGACUCGAUUUGGGCCAGGCUGGCUGCGUUUCAUGCGGCUGUGAUCAGGCGGCUGGGGCAGGCGUACCCAGAGCAAAGCAGAGCAGAUUGCCGGGGAGCCAGCGGGACCCACAACAAGCUUAUUGACUCUGUGGGACUGACACAUCAUCAGUAAAACCCUAUGAUUUAUUUAAGACAGCCAAAGUGCCCGCCAGCGCACGCAGCGCUGCCUCUGUGCACACAGCUCCUCUAAUCUUCCCAAACGGGGAUGCCUGUCGUCUCUCUCGCAUGGCUCCCUGCUCUCUCUGUCACAGUGAGUGCACAUAUCACACACGCGCAGACACACGUUGUUUCAGAUGAAAUCUCAUGCUGUAUUAACGCACUUGCUCAUACUCGGAUUCAUAUGGACGUUCAUAUCGCACACAGUAGGAAUACACACCUAUAAACACGUAGAGACGCACAUACGCUUACACUCACAGCCGCAAACUUUUGUGAAAAGAAAUCGGUGACGAAAGAAGGGCUGUGAUUUUGUGUCUCUCUGUUCAGGAGGAGAGUCUUGAGACAACGCCGAUAUGUGUUUAGCUGAGAAAGAGUCUAGCUUUAAACGCCGGGCUCUCUGGCUCCUGCUGUGUGCACAGCAGAGAAGGCAUGGUGCCCCAUGUUGCUUAAACCUUUCAGGGGUACACAAAUGCCUAGGAUAGUAGGCGCUCGAGGCUGGCAGGGGGGUUGGGCUACCAUCACACCAGGAUCAUGUGACACUCCAGACAGAGCACACUCUAUUUGCCUUAAACCCAGACAGAGCCCAGCAUGGACCAAUACAUGUGUUUUAUGUUGCUGCCUCAAACAUUAUUAAAUUGAGUUCGCCCUGGCGCUCUCUCUCUCUCUCUCUGUCUCUCUCUCUCUGUCUCUGUCUCUCUCUCUCUCCUCCCCCUCUCCCUCUCUUCUUUUCUCUUUUUAUGCUUGUGACUCAUCCAUUUCUGUAUCAGAUGUUAAAGUACUGGCUUACAUAUGCCUUUUUUUGCCAUUCAGUGUUUUCACAAUCAGGGGAGGAAAUUGCAUCAGUUGGGUGUAGUGGGUGGAUGUGAAUGUCAUUCAAUUUCAGAUGCUCGUUCUGUUUAGGGGUCUGGGUUCUGUGGCAUUUUGCAUUAGAGGCAUCAGAGAGCCUUUAUGAGUAAGGACAGGGAAGACAGUGGGAAUUGACAGCGCUAGAGCGGCCUAGCACCUGAGAGACAAAUUAAAAGGCUGGGGUCAAAUAGGGCUUUGGCGGGGUGGAGGGAGGGAGGGAGGAUGGUGGGAAUGUGAUAGCGAAGUGGAAGGGAGACUCAGAGUAGGAGAGAUCUGAGAGACCAAAGGAAAGGGGAAGAAAAUAGUCUGUUUAGUGCUCCUGGGCUGAGUGGAGAGGAGCCAUCCACUUUAAUGUGCUUGCCACAGCAAAUCUCCAAGAGACGGACGCAGACAGUAGGCGAGCGGUUUGCUAGAAAAAAAAGAGGACAGAUGCUCUGUUUUUUUACGAGGUACCACUUCCAUAAUGUCCUUACACCCACAGUCGCAGGGAGCCAUGAUGUGAAUAGUUUUGUAUUCAUUCAGAGAACAUUCUGACCUUAUUGCCAAGAACAGAUUUCAGUUUGAAUCCCAUCCCAGUAUUCGUUAGACUUUAUCCCCUCCAGGCGCCAGCGUUCACAUUUGACAUCGUCGAGCUCCGUCGUGGCUGUCUGUUUGUUUUGCUGCUGUUGCUAGGGAACUGUACACUGUACAGGUUGAGAGUCGGCAAGGUGGGGCGCCGUUCAAAAUGGAAAUGAUAAUAACCAUAUGGGGAAGAGAGGGUGCACCGAUUCCAUACCUCAACCGCCUUGUCCCCCCGAUCACUCCUUAACCACCCCCGCUGAUCAAUGCCUGCCACUGUUCAGUGUUUAACUGGCAUAGAAAGUCAUUAUCAUUGACAUCUGUUCUACCUUUGCCAAGGGCACCGGCAUCCUUCUUUACAGGUUCCAGGAACAAAGAAUUGCUCAAGUGAAAAAAAAACACGCAACGCAAAUAAUGUUUACUCUUUGGAAACCUCUUUUAAUGUGUUUUGGUUUUUGUUUUUUGUAAACACACGUCUCAUUACACAUUGAUGAGCCCCCUGAACAUAGUUUUGGCUCUGAAUAUGCGAAGCUGUGAAUGCAUCACGACUCGCUCUCGCUCUCUGUGUGUGCAAUUAUGAACUACAGGGAUUAGGCCUAGAAACCAUAUGUCAUGUAGACCUAUAUGCCUUCAGAAACUGUUCACCCUUGCCCUUUUCCACAUUUUGUUGAGUUACAGCCUGAAUUUAAAAUCGAUUACAUUUAGAUGUUGUGUCACUGGCCUAUACACACAAUACCCCGUAAUGUCAAAGUGGAAUUAUUUUGGGGGAAAUGUUUACUCCACAAUACUAACCUAAAUGACAGGAAGCCUUUACAGAAUCAAAAAUAAUAAAAAAUAUUCCCAAACAUGCGUCCUGUUUGUAAUAAGGCAAUAAAGUAAAACUGCAUAAAAUGUGGUAAAGAAAUCAACUUUAUGUCCUGAAUACAAAGUGUUAUGUUUGGGGCAAAUCCAACACAACACAUCACUGACUCCCACUCUUCAUAUUUUCAAGCAUGGAGGUGGCUGCAUCAUGUUAUGGGAAUGCUUGUCAAUGGCAAGGACUCAGGGAACUUUUUGUUAUUAGAAAAAGAAACAGAAUAGAGCUAUGUUCAGGCAAAAUCCUAUCCAGGUGUGCAAGGCUCUCAGAGACUUACCCAGAAAGACUGUAAUUGCUGCCAAAGGCAAUUCUAACAUUGACUCAGCAGUGUGAAUACUUAAAUGAGAUAUUUUUGUAUUUCACUUUCAAUAUAUUUGCUAACAUUUCUAAAAACAUUUAGUUCAUUUUGUCAUUGAGGUAUUGUGAGUAGAUGGGUCAGGGGGGAAAAGUGUGUAUUUCUUAUACAGGCUGUAACAACAAAAUGUGGAAUAAGUCAAGGGGUAUGAAUACUCUCUGAAGGCUCUGUAAAUGUUUUGUGUGUUUUGGACAAUACUGGAGGUAGGAGAGAGUAGGUGGAAUGAAUGAUUACACCGCUGUAGCAGGUAGUUGCAGACUGAUAUAACGAUACAUGGAACAGUGCAGCAGAAAACUGUAGCUCUUCACUGUGUCCCUCUUACUUUAACUCCCAGAAGUCCAUAUUGUCUUUGUAGAGGCAUUGUGUUACAGCCCAUCGAAUCGAAGCCUCUGUAAAAACACAACGUUAUACUGCCUCACAUCACGUCUCUCUGUAGUCAUGUGAUUAUCCAUCUGAGGUGUCUCAUGUUCGAGAUAAAACCACUGUGUAGCUCGAACUAUAUUGGAGCUCUACAAGUAGUGUCCCGGGCUCCCCGUAGUGCCACCUCACGCUGGAUACCAGUCCGAUCAUUUUCGGAGAAGCCCUAGUCGCCGGAGACAGAGACAGUUUAGAGGACAUGGCCAACGGGUGUCCCUGCUAUAUAUAGUUGGUCAACGCGUUAUAGAGCGCUGCUCAUUGUUCCUGAUGGCGAGACCUUCUGUGCAUGCUGGGUUCUGGGCACCUUGGCAUCGUUACGAGACACAGGGAGGGUUGUUGGUGUUCUCAAACACGGCAGGGUUAUGAAUUACUUAACCUCUUAUGGGAAUCAGAGCUACGACGACAUACACAGCCUAUUUUACCACACAGCGACGCCCCGCCUCCGCAAAACACAGACUCAUCUUUUCUAUUCUACUGGCUUUUUUAAAGCAACGUUACUACGCCUCAUUACUUCCAUUUGUUAAUGACUAAUGUGUCUGUCAUUUACUUAUUUGUUUAUUUAAAUGUGUACUGUACUGACAUUCCUCCCUGUUGUUGUCCUCCCCAUCGGUUUUUAAUCUGUAUAAAAUGAUUGAAAAAGAAAGGCUUUUAAUAACGAGUGGGUUACUGGCUGCUUUCUACUCUUUGUGUACAAAGAAUAAAUACAAUUUGUAUUUGUUAUACA